CCCUCACUUCCUCCUCACCCCCAACUUAAAAGAAAGCCAUGGCCAGCCAGAGUCGUCCUGCACAUGUACGCAUAGUCUCGCCCAGCGCUUUUCCGCUGGAUCCGCGUCACGAGCAAACUCGCACCCCUAUACAAGGCAUUCUCCGCCAAGGUCGCGUCUUUUCCAAAGAGCGGAGCGCAAGCUGCCUCUUGCGUCUCCCCGACGAGAUCUUGUGGGUCAUCAUAGGCUUCGUCGCCGAGGAGUAUCACGGUCGCUCUCUGUCCCAGUUUGCUCUGACACACAGCGAAUGCAGACAACUUGCGCGUCCGUACCAAUUUGCCGAUGUCUGGAUCACACGCAGCGAGAUCUCUUGGGGGUUCCUGCGUUACCUCAAGAACGAAGAGGCGGGUGUUGACACACCCUCCAUCGGCUGUCUCAUCCGCUCCUUGACUUUCACCAUUGACGCCGAUUUUCAAAGCUACUACGCCCCCUGUGGCUAUGACAAGAAACUUGACGAGUGGAGUGAGUAUUGGGGGCCGAUGGUGGAAGACCUUGCAGAGGCAAUACGACACAAGACGCCCAUGCUCGACCAGAUUUAUUGGAUGGAUACGGGUGGGCUUGACAUGAGCGAGAAUCUAUUCGCCGCUGUGGUUGGGCAUGCGACUCCUUCGGGUCAUUUGAGGAGACUCUACUUGGAAGAUCAUGAGAUCAGUUACUGCAAGGAUUCUGACGGUUUUCUCGAUUACCGUCCCCCAAAGCCAUUCCCAACUUCUCCCACUCUCCCGCUCAGAGACCUGGCCUUUGGCUUCAGCCGCCUCGACGAGUGUUGGAACGAUUUUUGCGGCGAGUCAUCCAGGAUCGUCGAAACGUUUCUGCGAAGAUCCGCAAAGACCCUAGAAUCUUUCGCGCUCAAUGCAUUCCUCGACAUCGGUCCGGACACGAGGGCAGACUUUCGAAUGACCGGUUUUCGGAACGGGUGCAUUUUCUUCAACAAGCUGCGCAAGUUUUGGACAUACACCGAAAAUCUAGACAAUCUUUACCCCGAUGUGGUGGAAUCCUUGUUAUCGGCGCCUCUGGAGAGCUUCGCCCCGUCCGCCGAGCUCUGCUCGAUUAUGACAGCAAACGGUCUCCUCGAGAGGUACCCCCUGCCCCAGCUUCGGACAUUUGCAGUGACGGCUGCGCCCAGCGGCUUGAACCCAUUUGACACACCGCAAUAUGUCGACGAGGUCCUUCGGCUCGGGCGGUCUUACGGCCCACAGCUGCAUGAGCUUUUCAUCUACGUCCGGGGGUACGACCGCAACGAGUACGACGACAACGAGAACAAUACCAGUGUAGGCAUUCUAGUCGCACACUUAUCCAGCGGCAGUUUUGAUAACUUACGGUCGUUGUGCUUCUCUUGGGCCAUUGAUCCCGAACUGGAGACUUUGCGCACCAUUGGUUGCCACCUCUUGGCCUUGGAGGAGCUGUCGUUUGGCUUUCAGCCCGAUGAAGCCAAGACGUUUGCAACGUUGAGGGACGAGUGGCGGUUUCCCUGGCACACCACAUCCUCGCCAGACCACGGUGACUUCAUCGCCGCCAUCGCCCCUCUGCAGCGUCUGGAGAGGCUCUGUGUCUUUGGCGACGAGUUUGUCGCGGACUGGGCCGGCGACGGCUGGGCCUGGCAUCGGUUCUUUAAAGACCACGUCUGGUUUCAUCAGGGGCGGAGCUUUGUCCACCGCGAGAGGGGGAAACAGGGAGAAGGGCAAGACUGGUCCGAGGCCACGCGCGGACACACCCGCACUGGCGACAAGGUGGAGGACUGGCUCACGCCCUGGGUGACCGGCAAGGAGAGCGUAGAAGAGGGCCGCCAAGCCGUCGGAGAGAUAGCCGCUCGAUAUGCAGACGUGUUGCCCCAGUUGCGGGAAUUCAUGGCGGGUAGAGUAUUGGUGGAGAUUUCACGUGAAUGAGCGUUGCAAUGAAGAUGAAAGGUCCAAGCACAUGGAGUUGGGAAGACUUGGCUGUGCCUCAAACUCAAGUAUUGUGUGGCAGGCCAGUGACUGCCCUGCUUGGUCAGGCUGCACAUUCGGCCUUGAAAAGGCAGCAUCUUCGCGGCAUCGCGUUCUGCCU
Emericellopsis atlantica is the source of this 2085-nucleotide messenger RNA. RefSeq lists its product as uncharacterized. Bases 39 to 1925 code for a protein of 628 amino acids. Lineage: Eukaryota; Fungi; Ascomycota; Sordariomycetes; Hypocreales; Bionectriaceae. The record is from RefSeq and is a predicted model, not a curated record. The transcript has a single exon.